Molecule: messenger RNA, 1664 nt
Organism: Phalaenopsis equestris
Lineage: Eukaryota; Viridiplantae; Streptophyta; Magnoliopsida; Asparagales; Orchidaceae
Product: aldehyde dehydrogenase family 2 member C4-like
Exons: 9
Coding region: 51-1556 (501 amino acids)
Molecular function (GO): aldehyde dehydrogenase (NAD+) activity
Source: RefSeq, a predicted model, not a curated record
AGCUCUUCGCAGAACCUCUCUCUCUCUCUCUCGCUCUCUUAGUUGUGGAGAUGGGAAGCAACAGCGAGAGCAACGGCUCGGCGGGAAUUAAGAUUCCGAAAAUACAGUUCACUAAGCUCUUCAUCAAUGGCCAAUUCGUUGACUCCAUCUCUGGGAAGACUUUCGAGACGAAAGACCCCCGCAACGAAGAGGUGAUCACGGUGGUGGCAGAAGGCGACAAAGACGAUAUUGAUUCAGCCGUUAAAGCUGCCAGAACUGCUUUAGAUAGUGGCGCGUGGCCGCGCAUGUCUGGCUACGAAAGAGGAAGGAUAAUGAUGAAAUAUGCAGACCUGAUAGAAGAGCAUGCAGAAGAGUUAGCAAUUCUUGAUACAAUUGAUGGUGGGAAGGUAUUUUCAAUUUGUAAGAAUAUUGACAUACCACACACUGUUCAUCUCCUCCGCUAUUAUGCGGGCGCGGCCGAUAAAAUUCAUGGCGAGACAUUAAAGCUCUUAGGAGAGUUUCAAGGAUACACAUUAAAAGAACCCUUAGGGGUGAUCGGGCAUAUUAUACCAUGGAACUUUCCUUCAACCCUCUUCUUCGUAAAAGUCAGCCCUGCCCUCGCUGCUGGUUGCACAAUGAUAGUCAAGCCUGCUGAGCAGACGCCGCUUUCAGCUCUUUAUUAUGCUCACUUGGCUAAACAGGCUGGCAUUCCCGAUGGAGUCCUUAAUGUUGUCACUGGAUUCGGCUCAACUGCAGGUGCAGCACUUUGCUCCCAUAUGGACGUUGAUAAGGUAAGUUUUACUGGAUCCACAGAAGUUGGGAGGCUGGUGAUGGAAGCAGCAGCAAAGAGCAAUCUGAAACAUGUAUCGCUCGAAUUGGGAGGGAAAACGCCGCUCAUCAUCUUUGAUGAUGCUGACUUGGACAUGGCUGUGAAUCUCUCUCAAAAUGCAGCAUUUUUUAACAAGGGAGAAAUUUGUGUGGCUGGAUCACGUGUUUAUGUUCAAGAAGGAAUUUAUGAUGCUUUUGUGGAGAAAUCUGUUGAAAUGGCUAAAAGUAGAGUUGUUGGAGAUCCUUUCAAUUCAGAAGUUCAUCAAGGUCCCCAGAUUGACAAGAAACAAUUUGAAAAGGUUCUUAAGUAUAUUGAGUAUGGGAAGAAUGAGGGGGCAACUUUGCUGACAGGAGGAAAAACAUGUGGGGAUAAGGGCUACUUUAUUGAGCCAACCAUUUUUGCUGACGUCAAUGAGAACAUGAAAAUUGGAAAGGAUGAGAUAUUUGGCCCGGUGUUGUCCCUAAUGAAAUUCAAGACGAUAGAAGAAGCAAUAGAAAAGGCUAAUGCGACUCGUUAUGGAUUGGCAGCCGGCAUUAUUACUAAUAACCUCAACAUAGCACAUAGAGUUUCGAGGUCGGUUCAAGCAGGCACAAUUUGGAUCAAUUGUUUCUUUGUGUUUGAUCCUAGCUGUCCUUUUGGUGGAUACAAGAUGAGUGGGUUUGGAAAGGACCAAGGCCUGGAUGCAAUUGAAAAGUAUUUAAAUGUCAAGUCUAUUAUUACCCCUAUUUACUCUUCUCCAUGGCUCUGAACAACUAUAAGAGAAACAGAGAGUGAGAGAGGGAACGAUGAGUAAAGAUAAAUCCCUAUUUACUCUUCUCCAUGGCUUGAGUAAUCAUAUGAGAAAGGAAAAGACAGA